This is a messenger RNA of Bombina bombina (fire-bellied toad), 2430 nucleotides long. Its product is annotated as immunoglobulin superfamily member 3. The record is from RefSeq and is a predicted model, not a curated record. The transcript is spliced from 7 exons. NCBI's taxonomy places the organism in Eukaryota, Metazoa, Chordata, Amphibia, Anura, Bombinatoridae. The coding region runs from base 1 to 2430 and encodes 809 amino acids.
AUGUGUGUAACUUUCACAGGUGUGUCCUGGGCUCAGCGAGAGGUGACCAUGCAGCAGGGUCCCCUGUACCGUACCGUGGGCUCCCACAUCACAAUCUGGUGCGGUGUCAGUGGAUACCAAGGCCCAUCUCAGCAGAACUUUCUGUGGUCCAUAUACCUGCCUUCUGCCCCUGAACAGGAGGUGCAGAUUGUGAGUACAAAAGAUCCUGGCUUCUCUUACGCAAUCUACUCCCAGCGGGUGAGCAGUGGGAACAUCUACGUGGAGCGAGUGACCGGUGACCACGCUCUGUUACACAUCAGCCAGUUGGAAGAGCGAGAUGCUGGAGAGUAUGAAUGUCACACACCCAAUACAGACCCAACGUAUCAUGGGAGUUACAGCGCUAAGAUGUACCUGAGCGUGAUUCCUGACACUCUGAAAGUCACAAUGGCUUCUCAGGAGCUGAGGAAGACACAAGGGGACAAUAUGGAGCUGACGUGCAAUGUCUCUAAGGUUUCUGCUCAGCACACACAUGUCUCAGUCACUUGGCUCUAUAGAGAAGGCACACAAAUACUGACACUAUCCAGAGACUUUGUGCUUCAACCUGGUCCUAAGUAUGCAGAGCGGUUCUCCAGGGGUGAUAUACGUCUGGACAAGUUAGAGGACACUAUGUACAAACUGAGCAUGAGGGGUCUUCAGGACACAGACCAGGGUGAUGUCAUCUGCCAGGCAUCAGAAUGGAUACAAGAUCCUGAUGGAAUAUGGACAGCGAUCACAACAAAACAAUCUGACACGACUAAUGUUAUUGUAUCAGCAGUCAGCGGACAAGAUUUUGAUGUUGAUAUAAAUGUCCCAAAAGUCCCUAUCACCCCUGGCAGUCCGCUAGAGCUCAGUUGCUCUAUUAGUCUUUCAAAUCCAGAUGGUAAGGCCUUCCAAGUUACGUGGCUGCUCAACAAUGCAAUCCUGGGAAUAUGGUAUCCAUCUGGGAUUUCCCGCUUUAAUAAGCAGCACCGGACACUGAAAGUCCCAGAGCAGGUGGUGAUUGGUAGGAGUAGCUUAGUCACCUGGUACCUAAGGAUCAAUCAAGCACAGCCAGAAGAUGCAGGUCAUUAUGUGUGUGAAGUCCUGGAGGACAAAGGGCUACUGGGGACCACAAAGAAGAAACGUUCCAGCUCGGUGCCUGUGACAGUGACACAAACAGAACUAAAGGUCAGACUCAGUGCUGAUGUGUCACAAGUGUAUGAAGGGGACUCCGUGAGUCUCUUGUGUGAGGCAACGAGCUUCACAGGAUCAGUUUCACUUAUUUGGUACAAACUUGGAUCCUUGGGUCAGAGGAUGGAGAUGGCCUCUAUACAACGGGAAGGAGAGUUGACCCUGAGAGAUGGCUAUAACCAGCAUCUACAGGCAAACAAGUUGGCACAAGGCAGCUUCUCAGUGAAGAUCAGCAGAAUGACCGGCACAGCGCGGUAUGGCUGCCAAGUCACCAGCUGGUUACAAGAAGUAUAUGGCAGCUGGAGGAAUGUGACCACCCACAGCAGUGACAUAGAAAUCAGUGUCAUUUCCCUGGGUUCCUCUCUAACCACUACUCUGAGUAUUCGUAACCCAAAAGUGGUGAUCGGGGACUCUGUGAGACUCAUCUGUAAAGCGUCUGCCAGUUACAGGUUGGCACACAGAACCCUCUUCUGGACCUGGUACUUUUUGCCUCAUUCAGAUUCUACUGGGUCUUACAGACAAAUGGUUCACAUGUCUCAGAAUGGCAGCAUGUCCUGGGGAGAGAAGGUACCCAUCUUCCAGGGUAACUCCCAAUUGCAGGUGUCUGAAAACACUACUGAACUGAGGAUAUAUCGUGUCCAGAAAAUGCAGGCUGGUUCCUUUAGCUGUACCAUUGGCAUCAUAGAUAAAGAAACAGGAGACCUGCAAGCUUCAUCGUCCUCUAAUAAGGUGAUGAUACAGGUCAGAGUACCAGACAGCAAGCUGAUGGUAGACACGACAGCUAGAGACAUGGAGGUGAGCAUUGGGCAGGACCAGAUCACUAUUCCCUGUAACAUCCUGACAAUGACCCCUGGGUCAGUCCCCAGCAUCACUUGGUUUAUUCAUAAGUCACCUGCCACCUCCAAACUGGAGAUCCUCAAUGUGUCCAGAGACGGCAUGGUAGCCCACAGCUCUGCAUUCUGGCCCCCCUCACACAUGUCAAGGUUCCACAGUGAGAAGAAUUUAUGGAACUCCUACCUCCUGCACAUUCUGCGACCAGACCCCAGCUUGACCGGCUCAUUCCAUUGUGCAGUGCAGGAGUGGCUGCAAGAGGAGGGAGGGAAAUGGACCCAACUAGGGGAAAAGAAUUCUGGCGUCACUACAGUAGCAUUUAGACUGUCAGUGUUAACCAUUGUAUCUGCUGUGCCCUCAUCUGCAAUCACCUGGAGACUGCUGACUGCCCUCUCUGCUAGCCAAGGUUAA